UGAGAGGGAAGGAGCUGUCUGCUGUCAGACCCCAGUAGGUCCCAUCACACUUAACCAGGCAGCUUCCACCUUGUUACUGGGCGGAGUUAGGCCCCAAAGAGGGAGGAGGUUAGUUGAGGUGUAUGUGGGGGUGAAAGAAGGAGCAGGAGGAGGAGGUGAGGGCACAUUAGCUUUCUGCUCCGCUGUCAGGUAGCUGAAUCACUGGCAGACAUGGACAUGGCCGACUACAGCGAGGCUCUGGACCCAGCCUACACCACGCUGGAGUUUGAGAACAUGCAGGUGCUGCCCUUGGGCACAGACUCCUCACCUGCUGAAAGCACCAACAUGAGCACCAGCACACACCUGGCAGCAGGCAGCCUGUGUGCCAUCUGUGGGGACCGGGCCACGGGCAAACACUACGGGGCCUCCAGCUGUGACGGCUGCAAGGGCUUCUUCAGGCGCAGCGUCCGCAAGAACCACAUGUACUCCUGCAGGUUCAACAGACAGUGCAUAGUGGACAAAGACAAGCGGAACCAGUGCAGAUACUGCCGACUAAAGAAAUGCUUCAGAGCCGGCAUGAAGAAAGAAGCUGUGCAGAAUGAGAGAGACAGAAUCAGCACCAGAAGAUCCAGCUAUGAAGACAGCAGCUUACCGUCCAUCAACGCACUGAUCCAAGCAGACGUACUGUCCAGACAGAUCACCUCCCCCGCUCCUAUACUGAACGGCGACAUCAGGACCAAGAAGAUCGCCACCAUCACGGACGUGUGUGAGUCCAUGAAGCAGCAGCUUCUGGUUUUGGUGGAAUGGGCCAAGUACAUCCCAGCGUUCUGUGACCUGCCCCUCGACGACCAAGUGGCGCUGCUGCGAGCUCACGCUGGAGAACACCUUCUGCUCGGCGCUGCCAAACGAUCCAUGCUUUACAAAGACAUCCUCUUAUUAGGAAAUGACCACAUCAUUCCCAGAAACUGCCCGGAGCUGGAAGUGGGCCGAGUGGCGGUGAGGAUCCUGGAUGAACUGGUGCUUCCCUUCCAGGAGCUGCAAAUUGAUGACAAUGAGUACGCCUGCUUGAAAGCCAUCGUCUUCUUUGAUCCAGAUGCCAAAGGUCUCAGUGACCCUGGGAAGAUCAAGCGGAUGCGGUACCAGGUCCAAGUCAGCCUGGAGGACUACAUCAACGACAGGCAGUAUGACUCUCGAGGCCGCUUCGGGGAACUGCUCCUGCUCCUGCCCACUCUACAGAGCAUCACCUGGCAAAUGAUUGAACAGAUUCAGUUUGUCAAACUCUUCGGCAUGGCCAAGAUAGACAACCUGCUGCAGGAAAUGCUUCUUGGAGGUUCUGCCAACGACGCUCCACACGCGCCUCAUUCUUUGCAUCCUCACCUGGUUCAGGAGCAUCUGAGCAGCAACAUUAUAGUGACGACCAGCAUGCCCACAUCGAUCCACAAUGGACAAAUCUCAACUCCUGAAACCCCGAUCCCAUCGCCACCUACUGCAUCCAGCUCAGAACAUUAUAAACUAUCCCAGGGGGUCAUAGCUACCAUGCCCAAGCAGCCGCUCUCCAUCCCUCAGCCUGCAAUUACAAAGCAAGAGGCCAUCUAGCGACACCAGUGGUUUAUUGUUUGAGUUUUUAUAUGUAUGUUUUUACACAAUCUGCUAUGAAGCUGUUAACUUGACUGAAAUAAUAAAGUAGCUAAGUAUAUACAGUAGAAUGUAAUUACAUUUCUGUCUCUUGCAGAGUAUCUAAGUCUUCAGGGAUCUAGUUGUUCACACAUGCAGUUGUAGCUGAGUCACAGCUCAGUCAAUGCCAGACUAAACUCUAAGCAUAAAAAUGUUCAAAGCAUUUCUGCUGUUCUGUAGGGAAACAUAGAAGAGGUGCAUUGUUGUACAUAGUUUAUUAUUGGGUGGCGUGACUUCCCUCAUCGUGGCCUCAGUGUGUGCAGUAAGGCUCAUGUUAGACAUGGUGACGUCAUCAUGUCAGUAUUUAAUGAAUGUUACAACACACCUUACAUUAUGACGUGCUGCACAGUAUUUUAUUUUAUGUUUAUUAGUAAAUAAAUAUUUUCAGUCAUGCUAUAGGGAAAUUCCUUGAAUAAGCUUGUCUAUAAAUCCUUAUGGCUGUUGUUUCAAACAUGCUGACAAAUGCAUUUACAGUAGUGAAGUUUCAAAUUUGAAAAUAAGCACAGAAAAAUGUUGGACUAUGCAAAGAGCUCUGAGGUGCCACCAGUCACACUGAGGCAGACACGUUGAGGACAUUUCCCAAAUAUAUAUUGUGUUGCUUUUUGAAGAAAUGUAGAAAAAAAGAAGAGAUAUAUUUUGGUUAGUACUUUGUUUAGCUCAUUGAAAUAAUUGUGCCUUGUAACCUGUACUGCCUUACAAACAGGCAUUAUUCUGCCAUACAAUGUGAUGAAUUAAUAAAUGGUCUUUUUUUACA
Messenger RNA from Betta splendens (Siamese fighting fish), 2407 nucleotides. It is a transcript of the gene hnf4a, whose product is annotated as hepatocyte nuclear factor 4, alpha. Lineage: Eukaryota; Metazoa; Chordata; Actinopteri; Anabantiformes; Osphronemidae. Gene Ontology annotation, biological process: anatomical structure development; positive regulation of transcription by RNA polymerase II; cell differentiation. The transcript is spliced from 10 exons. The record is from RefSeq and is a predicted model, not a curated record. Gene Ontology annotation, molecular function: RNA polymerase II cis-regulatory region sequence-specific DNA binding; zinc ion binding; nuclear receptor activity. The coding region runs from base 211 to 1575 and encodes 454 amino acids.